AUGUCAGACUCAGCCGCAAAUGCUCCGAAGCCGAGCAGUAGCGUAAAGCUCGUGCUACUUGGAGAGGCCGCCGUCGGGAAGUCGUCGCUAGUACUUCGCUUCGUGAACAAUGAUUUCCAGGAGAACAAGGAACCUACGAUAGGCGCUGCCUUCCUGACGCAGAAAUGCUCCCUACCAACGCGCACCAUCAAGUUCGAGAUCUGGGACACUGCCGGACAGGAACGCUUUGCCUCUCUUGCUCCCAUGUAUUACCGUAAUGCCCAAGCCGCACUGGUGGUAUACGAUAUCACGAAGCCGUCUUCUCUGGUCAAGGCCAAGCACUGGGUGGCAGAACUGCAACGGCAAGCAAGCCCAGGCAUUGUCAUUGCCCUAGUCGGUAACAAGCUGGAUCUGACGAGCGACGGGAGCGGUGGGAAUGCCGAUUCCUCUGCUGGUGCUGAAGCCGAGGCGCCGGGAGCCGACGCUGCAGCCGAGGACGAGGCAGGCGAGAACAACAAUGAAGAGCAGGAAAACGCGACGACGGACGCGAGGAAGGUCUCGACUCGUGAGGCAAGCAGCUAUGCAGAGGAAGAAGGGUUGCUGUUCUUCGAGACAAGUGCGAAGACGGGUGUCAACGUGACCGAGGUCUUCACUGCCAUUGCGAACGCCAUUCCCGAGAGCAGCCUCAAGGGAGCUCGAGGUGCUGGUGCCGGUCAGAGCGGCCUGGGUGCCGGAAGACCGGGAGAAGAGUCGAGGGUCAACUUGGGAGACCGGAGCGUCGAAGCCGCAAAGGACGGCUGCGCUUGUUGA
This is a messenger RNA of Rasamsonia emersonii CBS 393.64, 789 nucleotides long. Its product is annotated as RAB GTPase Vps21/Ypt51. The record is from RefSeq and is a predicted model, not a curated record. Lineage: Eukaryota; Fungi; Ascomycota; Eurotiomycetes; Eurotiales; Trichocomaceae. The transcript is spliced from 3 exons. Bases 1 to 789 code for a protein of 262 amino acids. Gene Ontology annotation, molecular function: GTP binding; GTPase activity.